Molecule: messenger RNA, 3882 nt
Organism: Dicentrarchus labrax (European seabass)
Lineage: Eukaryota; Metazoa; Chordata; Actinopteri; Moronidae
Product: inactive dipeptidyl peptidase 10
Biological process (GO): proteolysis
Molecular function (GO): serine-type peptidase activity; dipeptidyl-peptidase activity
Source: RefSeq, a predicted model, not a curated record
ACCAACCCUGUGAGGACAAACUUGCAAGAAGCAGUGCAUGCAGAAAAAGCUCCGCAAGACAACAGUGCAGCAGCUCGGCGGGUUUUGAGGCUACAGAAGCAGCACAGCUUGUUGGGGAUUACAAUGAUUGCCACAACUCAACAAAACAUGACCACGGAGCUGGACCUGGGGAGUUCAGACGGUCCCCCGCGGAACUGGAAGGGCAUAGGAAUUGCCAUGGUGGUGAUUGUGGCUGUUAUGUCUCUGGUCAUUCUCUCCGUCAUCCUCCUCUCGCCUGAUGAAUCGCACUUGUUACUCCGUUCCCAUCUCACUAUGGAGGACCUGGAGAGUGAAGACUUUAAAGUUCAUGACCCCUCUGUGGCAUGGUUGAACGAAAACGAAGUGGCCCUCCGCACCAGAGAAGGACAUGUCCUGUCGUUCAGCCUCAACAGCAACCUCACCUCGACUCUCCUGGACAACAGCUCCCUGGACCUGACCACUACUAAAUUCCAAGUGUCUGCAGAUAAGAGGUUUGUCCUCUUGGCGUAUAACAUUCGACCGGUGUUCUCUCAGUCCUUCACAGCCUCCUAUGCUAUCUACACUGUGGCUAAUGGGGAUCUGCUGGAGCUUAACCCUCCAGAGAGUGAGAGGGCAGUGAUACAUUACGCUUCCUGGGGACCUCAGGGGAACCAGCUGGCCUAUGUGUUUGACGGCGAUAUCUACUACAAGCCGAGUGUGACCAGCAAACCUUUACGUCUCACAACCGCUGACCUGGAGCAGAAUGUGGUGAACGGGCUCUCGGACUGGACUUAUGAAGAGGAAGUGCUCUUGACAUAUGUUGCCCACUGGUGGUCUAUGGAUGGGGCACGGCUGGCAUACCUCACCAUCAACAACUCUGCCACACCUGUGAUGGAAAUACCUCACUUCUUAGGUGGUCUCUACCCGUCCAAUUUCUCUUUCCCUUACCCCAAGGCUGGCUCAAGUAUCCCAUCAGUCAGUCUGUUUGUGGUGAACUUGUAUGGUCCGGCUCACACUCUGGAGAUGAUGCCUCCUGACUCCCUCAGGGCCAGAGACAGCUACAUCUCCAUGGUGACUUGGAUCAGCAGCACCCGCCUCGCAGUUCGUUGGCUGAAUCGUGCCCAGAACCAAUCAGUGCUCUGCGUGUGCGAGGCCACCACAGGGGCAUGCUCAGAGAAACACAAAAUGGCAAUGGACAUAAUGCAAAACCAAAGGCAGGAUGUGCCGUUGUUCUCAGCAGACGGCUCUGUGUUUUAUACAAUCCUGCCAGCAAAACAGGGCGCUCGUGGAGAGUUUCACCACAUUGUCGGUCUUUCAGCCCAGCCUGCCAUCCCCUCUGUCCCUCCUCGCUUCUUGACAUCAGGGAGCUGGGACGUCACCCUGCUCUGCGCCCUCGAGGAGAAGGCAGGAAAAAUAUAUUUCCUGAGCACAGAAGAAUCCAGACAGAGCAGACACCUUUACAGUGUGGACCUGGAUGGAGUGUUUCAGCGCCGGUGCAUCUCCUGUAACCUCAUAGAUGGAUGUCGCUUCUUUAAGGCUGAAUUCAGCCCCAAUCAAACCCAUUUCACCCUCUACUGCUUAGGCCCAGGGAUCCCUAAAGUGACAGUUCACAGUACAAAGGACCCCUCCAGAUACGUCGUCUUGGAGGAUAACAGCCCUCUAUCUAAAGCUCUGGAGGACAAGAGCCUCCCUGAGGCCGUGUUCAGGACGAUACCAGCAGACAACCAUGAUCUACACCUGAAACUAUCUCUACCUCAGGGUUACGAGGCCAACCUGCACCCCCUCCUCAUCAUUGUAGAUGGCGUUCCUGGCAGUCAGUCAGUGACAGAGGAAUUUGCCCUGGACUGGCCUCAGGUCCUCUCCGGCACACACAAUGUGGCCUUGGCCUGGGUGGACGGCAGGAGUGGGGUUGGUCGUGGACAGAAGACCACAGCUGUAGAUCCACGCAAGCUUGGCUCACUCAGAGUCAAAGAUUACUUGGGAGUUGUAGAGUUGUUGAUGCAACUGCCUUACAUUGACGAUCGACGGAUGGUCCUCUAUGGCAAGGCAUUUGGUGGUUAUUUAACUCUCAAGAUGUUAGCUGCCACUGAUAAGCUCUUUCAAUGCACAGCCGUCGUGGCACCGAUAACUGACUUCAGGCUUUAUAGUGCUGCAUUCUCAGAGAGGUAUCUUGGCCUUCCAGCAAAGGAGGAGCAUGCAUACUCGACUGCCUCUUUGCUGGAGGAGGUUAACAAGCUGAAAGAUGAGAACUUCCUUAUUCUGCAUGGAACUGCAGAUGCGAGGGUACACUUUCAGCACAGCGCUGAGCUCCUGAACCGACUGGUGAAGGUGGAAGCCAACUACUCACUGCAGCUGUACCCAGACGAGGGCCACAUCCUGAGAGAGCCGCGCAGCAUCCAGCACUUCCAGCGGACAGUGGUGAACUACCUCCAAACCUGCUUGAAGCACAGCGUCCUCCUAGAUCCCGUAGAGGACGAUGAGGAAGAAGACAACUGAGCCCAGAGCACCUGCCCUUCUUCUAAAAAGGACUCUCUUAGGACUGUAUGCCAUCUUAUGCAUUACCUUGGGUCGGAUUACCAGGCACAAGAACACAGGAGUGGGGACCAAGCACAUCAGAUCACCUCCUACAACUUCUGGAAAAAUUGACGUACUCUUAUACCUUGUUGCACACAAUUAUUUCUGCUCUUAUACUGUAUGUUUGAGGCCCUCUUUGUUUACAGAAUUCACUUGAGAUGAUGUGGACUAGAAGGCUACUGAUUCUGCCAAAAGUUUACAAAGAUUUUAAAACAUGCAUGUCGUAAUGGCUGCAUGAUGUGGAUUAGUUUACAUUGCAUCUUCUGUGUUUUGCUGGUCUAAAUCUCACCCAACAGGGUUAAAAAUGCAAAAUCUGCCAACAGCCGGGAACACACUAGGAGGACUUUUUUAAAAAUCCUAAUUAAUGCUAUGAGAAGACUAAUGACUGCUGGUUUUCUAUACAGAGCUCUAAAUAAACCAGCUAAGACUACAGGAUCUCAUUCAGAUUAAUGUAGAUUCCAGUCAUACAAAUUCAAACAAUUGGGACAGCAAUACAAGAUAUUUUAAUUCUAAACUCUAAGGCUACGUUCACACUGUAAGCCUAAGUGCUCAGUUCAGAUUUUCUUUUAGUUUUUUUAACUGUUCACAUUAUUUUUUAAAUGUGGCCCAUAUCAGAUUCCAGUGUGAACAGGUCACAGUCCUGAAGUGUCCCACAUGAGGAACAUAGAUCCAGAGGGACGUAAAAGUCAAAUGAAUUGACCGUUCACACUGAGGUCGCAUUGCAAAAAAAAAAUUGGACUUAUAUUUGAUUUGGACCACAUAUGAAAGUGGCCCAAAUCAGUAUUGAAAAGAUCAGAUUGCAUGUGAUUUGUGCCGUUUACACUGUCAUGAAAAAACAGAUCUAAGUCAUAUAUGAGCAUAAAAUAAAUAAAUCAGAUUUUGGUUGUGUGUGCCAGUAGUGUGAAUGUAGCUUAAGAUAACGCCAACUGGUCCUACUGGCUCUGUCCUGGCAAAACUCUCCACAGUAUUUAAGAUGUCAUUGUAAAGAGUUAUUUUAGGUCUUUUGUAUAGUGUGUUCCUGGCUUACAUAAAGUGUAAUGAAACAUAUGGAUCAUUCUGAAUGUGCCAAACACAUUUUGUGGACUUUAUCCACUGGUUUUAUUAGCAUUACUUUGCAUUAUGUGAUCAAGAAUGAGUAUGCAACUGAGACUAUUUACACCACAAGCUCUAAUUCAAGAAUGAUUGCAAGAACGUAUAUGUAGGUCUAUCUAUGUACUGUAUUUGAAAGUACAGUAUGUUUCUGUUUUGAUACAUCUCGGCAUUUUAAUCAUUUCUUGUGUAUUGCAGAAUUAAAUUAUUUCUUUGGACAAA